This is a messenger RNA of Neltuma alba, 2381 nucleotides long. RefSeq names its product casein kinase 1-like protein 10. Gene Ontology annotation, biological process: protein phosphorylation. The transcript has 15 exons. Gene Ontology annotation, molecular function: protein kinase activity; ATP binding. The record is from RefSeq and is a predicted model, not a curated record. Bases 542 to 1915 code for a protein of 457 amino acids. Lineage: Eukaryota; Viridiplantae; Streptophyta; Magnoliopsida; Fabales; Fabaceae.
CGUCUUUCUCUCUCUUCCCGUCAGUUUCCGUGUUCUGUCCAUCUCUCAACUAUUGUUUUGUCGAACUAUUAAAUUCUCUUCCUAUGUGAUCGCGCACAGGCUCCACAAUCUCGUCUUUUUAUUCCGUUUCUUCAAGAAUUUGUGCUACCCUCUGCAUUUUAUUUUAUUGGGUCAAUGCGCUCCUGUUUUCUGCAAGUUAGGGCUUCAGUCCGUGGCCUGGGCUGAUUGAUUUGCGUUGUGUGCGGUGCAGAAUGUAGGAGAAGGCCGUGUUCUAUCAUGAAUAAAGAUUUCAUCCCCAUUGCUGGAGGAUGUUGAAAUUUUGAUAAACUCGGUUCAUUUCGAUUUUCUCUUAUUCUGGAUUUACGCCAUAAUUCAAUUUACUGCUAUUUGGAUGAUUAGAUUGGGAAAUCUCUUGGGAUUUUGAUGGAAUUUAUAAGAAAGCAACGAAUUUUGACUGCAUAAUCAAUUAAUUCGGCGAAUCCGGGAAAUUCCAUUACGUUUGCUGGCUGCGGGGAAGCUGCAUUGAAGGCAUCAUUUUGUCAUGGAUCAUUUGGUUGGUGGGAAGUUCAAACUGGGAAGGAAAAUUGGGAGUGGUUCUUUUGGGGAGCUUUAUUUAGGCGUAAAUGUGCAAAAUGGAGAGGAGGUAGCCGUUAAGCUGGAACCUGUGAAGACCAGGCAUCCUCAACUUUUCUACGAGUCAAAAUUGUAUAUGCUUCUUCAAGGAGGAACGGGGAUUCCCCACAUCAAAUGGUUCGGAGCCGAGGGAGACUAUAAUGUUAUGGUUAUUGACCUUCUUGGACCAAGUCUGGAAGAUUUGUUCAACUAUUGCAAUCGGAAAUUCACAUUGAAGACUGUGUUAAUGCUUGCUGAUCAAUUAAUUAACAGAGUUGAAUAUAUGCAUUCAAGAGGUUUUCUUCACCGUGAUUUAAAGCCUGACAAUUUUCUUAUGGGCCUAGGACGUAAAGCAAACCAGGUGUACAUAAUUGACUAUGGCCUUGCAAAGAAGUAUAGGGAUCUUCAUACUCAUAAGCACAUACCAUACAGGGAAAACAAGAACCUCACUGGCACAGCUCGCUAUGCAAGUGUGAACACUCAUCUUGGAAUUGAACAAAGCAGAAGGGAUGAUCUGGAAUCUCUUGGUUAUGUUCUCAUGUACUUCUUAAGAGGAAGUCUUCCUUGGCAGGGACUCAAGGCUGGCACGAAAAAAACAAAAUAUGAUAAGAUUAGUGAGAAGAAGGCAUCAACUCCUAUAGAGGUUCUCUGUAAAUCAUACCCAUCUGAGUUUGGAUCUUACUUCCACUAUUGCCGAUCAUUGCGUUUUGAGGACAAGCCAGAUUAUUCGUAUUUAAAGAGACUUUUUCGAGACUUAUUUAUUCGAGAAGGCUAUCAGUUUGACUAUGUUUUCGAUUGGACCAUAUUGAAAUAUCCACAGAUUGGUUCUAGCUCUAGAGGACGGCACGGCAGUGGCAAAGCAGCUAUGAAUGCAGGACCAUCUGUGCAAAAGCCGGAAAAGAUGUCAGUUGGGAAAGAUCCUCGAGAGAAAUUCUCUGGCACUGUUGAAGCAUUCUCCAGGAGAAACCCCCCAAGCUCUAGUCCUCGGGGUGAUCAAACUAGGCAAAGGAUGUUUGAGGAUGUACAGCAACAUAAGGAUAUGCACCGUGAACAAGAGAAGGUACACAGUUCUGCUCGAUACGGAAGCAGUUCAAGGAAAGCCCUCAUCUCAUCAAACAAGCCGAGUUCGUCGGCUGACCACAGUGAUACUCGUACUGGUCGGCUGACUACAAGCAGUAGCCGCCCUUCUACCACACGCGCCUUGUAUGAGAGCAAACAACCAAGUUUUACUCGCAAUACAUCUUCUAGAGGCAAUCGUGAUGAUCCUCUUAGGAGCUUUGAGCUUCUCUCUAUCAGGAAGUAAGGGGCUUCCUUUUCUGCCUGAGAAAUUUUCUAAAUUCUGAUGCACUUGAAAUGCUAGAUCACUUUUUGAGUGAUCUCAAGAACUUUGGAAUCAAUCAUGUACAUGGGAUAGUACUGAAGCAGUGCAUGGUCACAUUGCCCAGAUGAAAUCAUUUCACGACCAGAAUGGUUUCCCGCCCCCCGGAGCGUCUUCGCAAGAUUUCUCAGCCCCGGUAACAUGUUUGAAACAUGCUGGAGUGAGAACUCAGCCAGGAUUCUUUCUUCUGGCCUUUCUACAGGAAGGAACUUGUGUUUACUUGUUCAAUUUCUUUUCUUGGUCAUAUAGAAGAUGAAACUCGAACCGUGGCAAGUCCUGUCUAUGAUAUACGGUUUUGCUCGCUCGCAAGUAGAGCUGUCUUGGCAUGCGAGUAUGCGACUCAUGCUUGAAUGAAUUUUCUUCCCAAAUUUCAAGUAUUUUUUUUCCAAUA